Nerophis lumbriciformis (worm pipefish) is the source of this 1403-nucleotide messenger RNA. RefSeq names its product centromere protein N (gene cenpn). Lineage: Eukaryota; Metazoa; Chordata; Actinopteri; Syngnathiformes; Syngnathidae. Gene Ontology annotation, cellular component: nucleoplasm. The record is from RefSeq and is a predicted model, not a curated record. Gene Ontology annotation, biological process: chromosome segregation; CENP-A containing chromatin assembly.
GGUCGGUUUGUUUUUACUUCCAGACGGCGGUUUGUUUGGAGGAUAGGACACAUAUAUAUUAGCAACGCCGGCUACCUGAGCUACAUUUGGGUUUUAUUUAUUUUUUUUGGCACUCAAACGCACAAGUAGGAUAUCAAAUACAGUUUUAGGACCAAUGGAGGACCCGAUGAAUUGCUUGUUGCGUCGCCUCAUUCAACGGAUACCGAGUCAACUUCUCAGAGCAACGAUGGAGAAGUGGGACCGUUUAACCGAGGCUCAAAGACAAACCAUCGAUUUUACUCAAUCGAAAUGGGCAAUAACAGACAGACUUUAUGCCCUUGGUGAGGAAAAUGGAUGGACAGUUAAACAUAUCGCGGAGUUAGAGAUGUGUUAUGUCAUUGACAAUCCAAACCAGGGACUGUGGAAAGCAUUCCAGCUGGUGGACCCUAAAGCUGAUGCUCAAGCCCUGGAGUUUCUGCAGUUUAAGCAAAGUUUCAAAAACCACCUGAAUGAGCUCGUAAGAAACGUGUCUGUCAAAAUAAAGAAGAACACGGACGAAGCUGUUUGGAUUCGCAUUGCGUGGGGAGACAGCUUCUCUCGGCCCAACAACCUGAAGCCAACAUAUGUUGUUCACUACCUACAAACUCCUUAUGUGUUUGUCUGUAGACUGACAUCCAAGCAAAAGCCCUUGUUAUCCCAGGCUUUGAUCCUAUCCACCAGACAUCAGGCUAUCAAGGAUGCUAACCUCAGUGGACGGAAACUCACCACAAUUCGGGACCUGCUACUGCAGCAAUAUGAGCAGGUGUUCCCGACCAGAUAUCCCAGCUCUCUUGCCAGUACGAGUCAAACAGUCUCAAACCCACACAUAGAGCGAGAACAAGCUGAGGAUGAAGUUAACAGACUUCAGAAGGCCUGUGAAGCGUUCGGUGGCGGCAAGUUACCAGAGCUACAGUCUGUAGUGUACAAGCUGGAGACAAAGUUCAGAGACCCAACAAACAAGAUGAUGUCUGAGCAAGGAGAACCCUUCAACUGCACAGUCAAAUUUUCCAGCACCAACAUAUUGGAGUCACUCAGGCAUUGUGCUUCCUCAGGAAUCGCUUCAACCCCUGUUACACUUCUGCUCUCGUCCAUUCCUCGAAAAAGAAGAAAUUAUUUUGUCAUCACAGACAACGUCCCGGGACCCUCUUCACAACCCAACCAACCUCCCAACUAACCUGUUCCAAGAACUUGACUAUCACAGUGAUUUUUUUUUUCUUUUACUUCCACCAUGCCCACCUCGAUUGGUAUCUUUUAAAACUCAACCGCUGUAAUGGUUUAUAAUAUUUUACAAUCUUGAUAUGCUAUGAUUCACGUUGUGUAUAUAUUAUUUUAUUGGUGCACUUUUUUUAAUUAUGUUCUCUAGAUUAAACACCAUUUAUAUCCAA